Messenger RNA from Phaeodactylum tricornutum CCAP 1055/1, 489 nucleotides. RefSeq lists its product with no specific name. Gene Ontology annotation, molecular function: MAP kinase kinase activity; ATP binding. The record is from RefSeq and is a predicted model, not a curated record. Gene Ontology annotation, biological process: MAPK cascade; protein phosphorylation. NCBI's taxonomy places the organism in Eukaryota, Bacillariophyta, Bacillariophyceae, Surirellales, Neidiaceae. The annotation marks the transcript as partial. The transcript has a single exon.
GUUGCCGUAAAGCAGUUCUCUUUGGUUGAUACAUCCUCUCGGCAAAGGCAUAUGCUUCUCAAAGAGCUGAAAACAUUAUGUCAGGUCGAAUGCAAAUCCCUCGUGCUCCUUCAUGGUGCUUUUCUCGAAACUGAGACUGUAACUAUGGUCUUGGAGUUGAUGGAUUGCGGUUCUGUAGAAACGCUUGUCGGUAAAUCAAUGUCUGGGUUAGAUGAAGGGAUAGUUGCUGCACUCUCUUAUCAGAUAUUCUCGGGCCUGUCUUUUCUUCACGAUCGAAAAAUACUGCACCGGGACAUUAAACCAGCCAACAUCUUGCUUCACUCGAGUGGCCACACCAAGCUUUGCGAUUUUGGAUUGGCUACGCUGGGAGAGCAGUCCUUGAGCUGCACUGUUCUAGGAACGACAAGAUUUAUGGCACCUGAACGAUUACGUGCAAGCCCCUACGGAAAAUCAAGCGACAUUUGGAGUGUCGGCUUAGUGCUUCUGGAA